AUGUAAUCGGUUCCAAAAUUCCAAUAGGACUCCUGCAUUGACAUUCUCAUAAUGUGGAAAAAUUUAGUUCUAUUAUCAGUCAUUUGCAAUGCAGUCAUGUAUAGACGUUAAUUUAUCUAAUUCUCAAUUAAAGAAUCUUGCGCAGAUGGCAAAAGACUGGAUUAUUAUGCAUGGAGCUGGAAUGAGAUCAAAAAAUAAUUUUAAUGAAGAUCAAAUACAAAUUGUUCCAUUUUUAUUAUUACCUUCAUGUUACCCAAGAAAAGAAUUUGAAUCAGCAAAAGAAGUACAAAUACUUCUAAACGAACUUAUGCAUAAUGUUGCUCAUGAUUAUGAUUUUUUGACAAAUACUUUAAAAAAUACAAUUGAAGUGGAUACUUUUACUUCAAAACUUUUUAAUAUUUAUCAAUUAGUUCAUUCAGAAGGUUUUAUUCAGCCUAUUAGUCUUGGUCUGAUAAGAUCAGAUUAUUUGUUGCAUAAAGACAUAGGAAAUAAAAUUAAGCAAGUGGAAGUAAAUAUGAUUGCAUCUAGUUUUGGAGGCUUAGCACCAAUUAUUUCUGAAUAUCAUAAAUUCAUUUUAACUGAAUUAGGUUACAAAGAUAAAGUCAAGAACAUUCCAGAAAAUAACGCCACUCUUGGACUGUCUAAUGGUUUGAUUGAAGCAUGGAAAAUGUACAAUAAUAAAAAAGCUAUAAUACUAUUUAUUGUCGAAGAUAUUACUUAUAAUAUCUUGGAUCAAAGAGCAAUAGAAUUUAAAAUUUAUGAUUUAAAUUCAGAAAUUAAGAUCAUUAGAAGAAGUUUAACAGAAUUAAUUAUGCAAGCUCGAUUAGGGUCAGAUAAGGAAUUAUUUGUUGAUGAUAUUGAAGUUGCAGUAAUUUAUUAUCGUUCUGGAUAUCAAUUAGAAGCUUAUCCUUCAGAGAAUGAAUGGAAUGUACGAUUACUUUUAGAACGUUCCCGUGCCAUUAAAUGUCCAUCUAUACAGUAUCAUCUAGCUGGAACUAAAAAGAUACAGCAAGAAUUAUCUAUUCCUGGAGUAUUGGAAAAGUUUAUUUCUGAUUCUAAUAAAAUAAUUAAAAUUAGGCAAAUAUUUAUGGGUAUUUAUGCUUUAGAUUUUAAUGAAGAUGGUGAAAAAGCUAUUGCAAUGGGACUCAAGAAUUCACAUAAUUAUGUUUUAAAACCUCAACGUGAAGGCGGUGGCAAUAAUAUUUAUAAUGAUAAAAUAAAAGAUCAAUUAGAAGUUAUGAAACAUUCAAAGGAUCGAACAGCUUGGAUACUUAUGGAACGAAUUUAUCCUCCCAUUCUAAAGAAUUACUUAAUUCAUACUGGGAAUAAUGAUUUGAAAAUACAAGAAUUUAAUUCAGAACUUGGAGUUUAUGGUGUUGUUAUGGGUUAUAAAAGUAGAAUUAUUCAUAACACUCAAGUUGGACAUAUUUUACGUACAAAACUCUCAUCUGCUAAUGAAGGUGGUAUCAUUUUUGGAUUUGGUGCUCUUGAUAGUCCAUAUAUUGUUAAUUAAAUUAUAAAUAAUGAAAUAUUCAUU
Ceratosolen solmsi marchali is the source of this 1537-nucleotide messenger RNA. Its product is annotated as glutathione synthetase. The transcript is spliced from 12 exons. The record is from RefSeq and is a predicted model, not a curated record. Gene Ontology annotation, biological process: glutathione biosynthetic process. Gene Ontology annotation, cellular component: cytosol. Gene Ontology annotation, molecular function: ATP binding; glutathione synthase activity; glutathione binding. Lineage: Eukaryota; Metazoa; Arthropoda; Insecta; Hymenoptera; Agaonidae. The coding region runs from base 89 to 1513 and encodes 474 amino acids.